CCCAAACGCUCCCGAGAAAGAAAAAAAAAACGACCCAAGUUCCCAAGCGCCGCAGCCGAUCCACUCCACUAGCCGUUGUUGCCUCUGCCGCCGCCACCGCCGCCGCAGUUAAGGAGGCGAGGGAGACCAGGAGCCCCGGUGGGGGGAGAGGAGAUGGCGUCGAGGACGGCAUCCAAGGACAUCAUCACGCUGCGGGGCUCCGCCGCCAUCGUCAGCGAGUUCUUCGGCUACGCGGCGAACAGCAUCCUGUACAACCGCGGGGUGUACCCGGAGGAGAGCUUCACCAAGGUGAAGAAGUACGGCCUCACCAUGCUGCUCACGCAGGACGAAGGGGUCAAGACCUUCAUCGCCAACCUCAACACCCAGCUCUCAGAGUGGCUGGAGGCCGGGAAGCUGCAGAGGAUCGUGCUGGUCAUCAUGAGCAAGGCCACCUCCGAGGUGCUGGAGCGCUGGAACUUCAGCAUCCAGACCGACCCGGAGGUCGUCGACAAGGGCGUGAUCAAGGAGAAGAGCGACAAGGAGAUCAUGCGGGAGAUCCAGGCCAUCAUGCGCCAGGUCGCCUCCUGCAUCACCUACCUCCCCUGCCUCGACGAGCCAUGCAUUUUCGACGUGCUGGCGUACACCGACACGGACGUCGCCGUGCCCUUCACCUGGGUGGAGAGCGACGCCAAGCUCAUCGACAACCCGCAGAUGGUGAAGCUGCAUUCUUUCGAUACCAAGAUUCACAAGGUGGACACGCUCGUCUCCUACAAGGUCGACGAGUGGGACGAGGAGUAGUAGUAGAGAGGAGCGGAGCUGCCACGAGGCGAGG
Molecule: messenger RNA, 811 nt
Organism: Oryza brachyantha (malo sina)
Lineage: Eukaryota; Viridiplantae; Streptophyta; Magnoliopsida; Poales; Poaceae
Product: mitotic spindle checkpoint protein MAD2
Exons: 6
Coding region: 154-777 (207 amino acids)
Biological process (GO): mitotic spindle assembly checkpoint signaling
Cellular component (GO): kinetochore; cytoplasm; nucleoplasm
Source: RefSeq, a predicted model, not a curated record